AUGGCAGACCCACAUUUUGGUACUCCGGGAAGCAUUGACCUUCUGCUAGGAGCUGAUGUUUGGGGUCUCAUUUUGAAGGGAGACGCAAUCAAUGGUGGUCCUAAUGAACCAUAUGCCCAACUUACGAGUUUGGGUUGGGUUAUUUUUGGACCCGCAUCGACAUCCUCAAUAAUUAAUUCAGGCUUGCACUCAUAUAGCGCCAACAUUGUAAGCAGCUUUUGGAAGCUCGACGAAGGGUCUGAUGGCGACGAGGUUAUUGAUGAUGAAUGGUGUUACAUGGUGCGCUUACUAAUGCGAGCUGACGCACCACCCCUAGGCGACUCUUAUGGCUGCGCUUUAAGGCAAUUCUAUCGUUUGGAGCGUCGACUCUCCUCCGAUACCCCAUUACGUGACAAAUAUAUCGCUUUCAUGAAGGAGUAUAUCGAGCUAGGGCACAUGGAAGCUCAAGGUACCUACAAUGAUUCCAAUCGUGUAUAUUACAUUCCGAAUCAUGAUGUGCUGGACAAGUUUCGUGUCAUUUUUAAUUCUUCAGCACCAACAUCAAUUGGUGUUUCUCUAAAUGAUAUACAGCGGGUGGGUCCAACCAUUCAGGAUUCGUUGUACGAUAUCCUUUUCCGAUUCCGAAGAUACGCAAUUGUUCUAACCGCUGACGUGGAAAAGAUGUUUCGCCAGGUUUUAGUAGCCCCGGAGGAUCGAGAUCUCCAACGUAUCCUUUGGCGCGAAUCCCCGAACGAGAACGUUAAAAUAUAUCGGCUUGCGAUGGUGACGUAUGGCAUGGCAUGUAGCCCAUACAACGCGGUGCGAGCGUUGCAACAGUGUGCUGUCGAUAAUUCUGGAGUAGUUGCUGACCUUUAUCAAGCCGAAUCGCCGCGUUCUGCCAUUCUUUCUUCAUUUUAUGUGGACGAUUUCCUUACGAGCUGUACUAACGUUGAAGACACAGUCACUUUAGCCAGGAGUGUAUCUAUGAUUUUGUCGAAUGCUUGUUUUAGACUUCGAAAGUGGAAUUCGAAUAGAGGCGCUGUUCUAGCGAAAAUUGGAGAAUCCUCCUCUCUACAUGAAUCCAAUAUCCACCUACCUAUAGCUACCGUGUUAGGGCUGCGUUGGGACCCGGUGAGUGACGAAUUGUUAUUUAAGGUAWCACUGAAGCAGUAUAAUGAAAUGCCGACAAAGCGGCGAGUUCUUAGCGAUGUAGCCCAACUCUAUGACCCCACUGGAUUUUUGGCACCAGUCAUUAUAUCGGGCAAGGUAUUUAUACAGACUCUUUGGUCUAUGGGUAUAUCUUGGGAUACUCCACUACCUAAAGAUCUGUGUCAUAUUUGGUCUAAAUUUCGUAAUGACUUAGGUAUUCUCGAUAAGGUUCGUGCACCUCGAUGGCUUGGUAUGCAUGCAACUAUUCGUACUUCCCUCUAUGGGUUCUGUGAUGCCAGUCAGAAAGCCUAUGCUGCUGUGGUUGAGUUGGAUACGCAAACAGCCAGUGAUGCUAAAGCCAUAUGUUGCCAAUAG
Bactrocera latifrons is the source of this 1503-nucleotide messenger RNA. RefSeq lists its product as uncharacterized. Bases 1 to 1503 code for a protein of 500 amino acids. Lineage: Eukaryota; Metazoa; Arthropoda; Insecta; Diptera; Tephritidae. The transcript has 2 exons. The record is from RefSeq and is a predicted model, not a curated record.